AUGCAGUUCUUUAGCAUCCUGGUCACUCUGUUGGCCGCCCUGAUCGGCUUCUACAACUACUUCGAGUCGCGUCUCGAGCAAUUCUACAUCUUCGAUCCCAGCCAUCUACACGAUCUUUCGCAGCGCGCCAUUGCUGCCCACGGCGAGGAUACUCGCAGCAUCGUCAACUACAUUGUGGCCGAAUUGGAGCAGAAGGUUCCCUCGGUUCACAUCAACAAGGACGAGGAAUGGGUCUUCAACAACGCCGGUGGCGCCAUGGGUGCCAUGUAUAUUAUCCAUGCCAGUACCGCCAUCGGAACCGAGGGCCACACCGGCCGUCACACGGCCGACGACUACUUCAACAUCCUCCAGGGUACUCAGCUCGCCUACGUCCCUGGCUCCUUCGAACCCGAGGUUUAUCCCGCCGGAAGCGUCCACCACCUCCGUCGCGGCGAGGUCAAGCAGUACAAGAUGGACAAGUCCUGCUUUGCGCUGGAAUACGCCCGCGGCUGGAUCCCUCCCAUGCUGUUCUUCGGCUACGCUGAUACCUUCUCGAGUACCUUGGAUUUCCCGACCCUGUGGGCGACCUCGCGCAUCACCGGCCGCGAGAUGAUCUCCAACUUGUUCAAGGGGAAGAUGUAA
Aspergillus affinis is the source of this 621-nucleotide messenger RNA. It is a transcript of the gene erg2, whose product is annotated as C-8 sterol isomerase ERG2. Bases 1 to 621 code for a protein of 206 amino acids. Lineage: Eukaryota; Fungi; Ascomycota; Eurotiomycetes; Eurotiales; Aspergillaceae. Gene Ontology annotation, cellular component: endoplasmic reticulum. The transcript is spliced from 2 exons. Gene Ontology annotation, biological process: ergosterol biosynthetic process. The record is from RefSeq and is a predicted model, not a curated record.